This is a messenger RNA of Lonchura striata (white-rumped munia), 2167 nucleotides long. RefSeq names its product mannose-6-phosphate receptor, cation dependent (gene M6PR). Gene Ontology annotation, cellular component: trans-Golgi network; Golgi apparatus; endosome. Gene Ontology annotation, molecular function: protein domain specific binding. The record is from RefSeq and is a predicted model, not a curated record. NCBI's taxonomy places the organism in Eukaryota, Metazoa, Chordata, Aves, Passeriformes, Estrildidae. Gene Ontology annotation, biological process: protein targeting to lysosome.
GCCACGCUCUUCCCGGCUUCCGGCUCGCGGGGCAGCCGAGGGAGCCGGUCGGGACGCGGAGGAGGCCGGUGCCGCCCGUGCCGCCCGUGCCGCCCAGUAUGGGAUGCGCGUGAGCCGCGGGUCUCUGCUCCCCGCGGGCGGCCGCAGGAUGUCACCACCUUGCCAUACCUCGGCCUUGCUGCUGGUCUUUGUGGCCCUGGCUGUAGCAGGGGCUGAGCAGUCCGAAGAGAGGAGCUGUGAUGUGGUUGGUGAUGAGAGCAGUGAAUCACAGACAGAGAGAGCCCUGCUGAAGAAACUGGAGCCCCUGAGCCACAUGAGGUUUAACGUGACUGUGGAGAAGGGCAAAACAGAAAACUACGUCUACAAUUUCAGGGUGUGCAGGGAGGUCAACAGCACCUCGCACGACUUUGGUGGCCUGGUGCAAACAGAUAGACAGAAUGGAAAGACCACGGUGAUAGGAAGAAUCAAUGAAACCCAGGUCUUCAAUGGAAGUGACUGGAUCAUGCUGAUUUAUAAAGGAGGUGAUUCAUAUGGCAGGCACUGCAGUGGUGAGAAGAGGCGAGCUGUGAUAAUGAUUUCUUGCAAGCGGGGAGUUACAGCGAGUUCAUUCAGCAUUAUUUCUGAAGAGCGGGAAAAGGAGCAGGAGUGUUUCUACCUCUUUGAAAUGGACAGCAGUGUGGCUUGUCCAGCUGAGAAUUCCCACCUCAGUGUUGGCUCCAUUCUGCUGAUCACGUUUGUGUCACUGAUUGCAGUCUACAUCAUUGGUGGGUUCCUCUACCAGCGCCUCAUUGUGGGAGCAAAGGGCAUGGAGCAGAUUCCUCACUUUGCCUUCUGGCAAGAUCUGGGCAAUUUGGUGGCAGAUGGCUGUGACUUUGUGUGCCGAUCCAAGCCUCGGAACGCACCAGCCGCGUACCGUGGUGUGGGGGAUGACCAGCUGGGAGAGGAGUCAGAAGAACGGGAUGACCACUUGCUGCCCAUGUGAUAGGCUUUCCACACCAAGAUCUUUUCUCCCCAUCUCCCCAGUGCUUGUUUAGCCAGGUGCCUCCCAGCCAGUUCUCCUUCUCUCACUUCUGAUUUUCUUUACACUGUUUGCUUCCGCUGUCUCCGGUGUGUCAAGUCCCAUGGAUGCCUCUGGAUGUGAACAGCACUGGUUCCUAAUGGCAUGGCUUAUAAAUAUAAUGCUGGGUUGGGUUUUAAAAGUGCAGCAGAGCUCAGGGAAGAAGUGUUGACAGUUGAGCAGAAAACAGCAAUUUAAAUGUUCAGCACUGAGCAGGAAUGGGAGAUGAAUCACUAAGAGGAAAAAAGGGGCAUCGAUGGGUGCAGAAAGGGAAAAAGGCUAUGGCUUAAAACAGCUGACACUGUAAAAGGGAUAUUCUCUUUCUUUUUAAUUUUUUCACUAGGGUUUACACAAUCUGUAAGACACUGGAAUUCUUUUUCUUUGAAUGCAUUUUCAGCUUUUCUAGCUUCUGCGCUGUUAUACAAUUUCUGCCAGCAUAACGGGCACAGAGUGCUCUAUGCCAGACUCUGGGGGUGAACAGGCAUUAGCACCUCUGCAAUCUUUUGUUUCCCUAAUGGCAGUGGUGUGAACUUCUCAACAGUUUCCUUCAACAGCUCUAAAGGGAUUCAUGCCAUCCUCUCCGACUGGAGAGAGGCAAUGCUGAAAAACCAUAGGAGUUAAAUGGAGUCAAAAUAUUGACUUCAAAGUAUUGACUCAGUCUUCUCAAUCAGUGAGAAGCAAAAGGAAAAACAUGUGCUGCUAAGGAAAAGGAACAUUUGCUGAAACUGAAAGUGACAUUAAGACAAAAUGAGACAGGUAGCUGCCACUUGAGUUCUGACACAGGCUUCCUGAGGUGACUGCCCACACACCUCAGUCACUGUCAGCAUUGUGAUUUUACACUCCCCAGAAAUACCUUGUUUUGCAGAGGGUUUUCCUACGAAGAUGUCAGAAUUUAUUUUUAUAUCAAAGGAACCAUGGAAGCCCUGGCUAAGAAUGCCAACACACUGAGAAUUGGAUAAGGGACUCUCACAUGGUCAGCUUUCAUAAAUCACUGUCCCCUUAAUCAUGGUGCAGGCCAGUCUUAAAGACACUUGCCCUGCGCAGAUGGUACUUAACAUACUGCCACUGGCUGGGAGUGACAAAGACCACCUCCUUGGGCCCUGGUGAAAA